AUGAAGGAGGAGGACAUUGCCGCAAUGCUGUUUGGGAAGAAAGUUGUCGAGCUGGCAGAAGAUGCAUUUGAUUGUUCCAAGGAAGAAAGACAGAUCUUUGAUGGUGUCUUCUGCCUAAAAAACAUUGAUGGAUUAAAUGAUCAUCAUCAUGAAGGCACUGGACAUACUGUGGAUGCAGGCAAAGUUGUGACAAGGUCUAGCAAACCAUCAAGCUCUGCCCACAGUUACAAGACAUCACACUGUCGCAUAGUAGAGUCUUUCACUGCUGGCAACUUAUCAAGCUAUCGUGUCUCCUGUCUUGGUACCGAUGAUCAGGCUCACCGAACAAUGCAUUCUCCUGAUGCUAUCCAUUUUGAGCUUGCGGUACAGUGUACUCCUCCCCCUGAUCGGGUGUACACUCGUAGGGUGGUAAAUCACAUGAGCGAGAGGGCAACAAUUUGCAGUGCAAUGGAUUUGGAGAGCAUCGACAUUUCCAAUUUCAGUCGUCGGAGGGAUGGUCGCGGCCAUGGAGAGCUUUGGAACCAUCUUCGUCUGCAUGCACAUCUUCUGAUGGUGGAUGCCGGGUGGAAGAUUGAAGGCAAGGAAAGAGGCGGCAAGAGUAAGGUUAAGGUUGAUCAUGUGUAUGUGGCACCAGACAAUGUGAUGACACGCCUGUUUUCUCUUCCCAGAGCAUGGAAAUACUUUGGCCAGUGGUUGCUUGUGACAACACCCGGCGUCAAUGGAAAUGAGUCAAUUGACUAUGGAAAGGAGUGGUCGAACAUGCAUGAAUUUGUGUAUGAUUUGAAGAACACACUGCUAUGCUUACAGUAUGAGGUCCAACGUACGAAGCCAGCACUAUCUUUCCUCUCCCAGUGGCAGCUCCUUGAUCCUUUCAUGGCUGUUGUUUGCAUUGAUAAGAAGGUUGCAGCUCUUAAAAAUGGAGUGGCACUGAAAGCUGUUAACAGCACUGUGACUUUCCUCAAUCGCAGUGAGUGUAAGCUGUUGAAUGCCAAGAAUUCAAGUAGGUCACUUGGGGUCAACCCCACAAGUAAAUAUACGAAUCCAUAUCUCAGCUCCUGCAAAAAAAGUCUUCUGCCGCUUCUCUCUGAAUCUGAUUAUCAGCCUGAUAAGGAAGGGAAUCCUAUGCCUAAUGAACCUAAUGAAGAAGCUUCUCUAUUUUGUAUAAACAAGACUAGUGAAGAUGAAGCUGAUCGAAGGUCAUUGUCAGAAAUGAAUGAAAGAGGCAUAAAAAGCACAGCUCAUCGCAUAGUUAUGGGUCUCCAUGAUGCAACAGCUUUUCAUGGCUCAAGGCAAACUUGUUCGGGCAGGAAAAGGAAAUUUCCGUGCAUCAAGUCUAAAGAGGAUCAUCAAGCUGAAGACAAGUCUGACCCAUUAUACUUUCCACUCAGCUGUUCAUCCACAUUAAGUCAUCUGGUUGAUAAUGUUCAAAUAAAUGAUGUUAGCUCUCAUGGCUAUGAAACCACAGAAAUUCCAGACAUGGGCAAUUGUACUGAUAUUCUUGAUGAGAUGUACCUAGGAGAGAAUUUACUGUUUGCCCCCGAGAUUGAUAAUAUGCUACAUGGAACUACAGAUGAUAUCAACAAUGAACAGAAUGAUGAUGCAGCUGUCUCUGAGCCCCAAUCAGCAGAUAAUGAUGGGAGUGGACCUUCUGGUGCAUCAUCGCUACCACCAGAGAAAGAUGCAUACAUGGGAGCUAAAAAGGACUGUAUUAACGGCUAUCAUGAUCCUCCAGUUGUCUCUGAGUUGCAAAUGGCUAAUAAGGAUGCAGAAUGUGAACCUUCUGGCGCAUUCUCGCUACUAUCAGAAAAGGGUAAAGAUUUGGAAGCUAAUAAAACGAGCUUGGAAGAUCCAGCAAAAACAGGCCAAUUAUCAUCUGAAGCUAGUGGCAGCACUUUGAUGAUCUCAGAGCCACAAGUAUUGUUUGUGUCCCCACAAGAUGGGACUCUGUCUUUCAUGAACAAUAAUAUGAACAACCAAGAGAUGUUGAGCUUCCUGAAUGCUUCCCCUGACACCAUGGAUACCGAAAUGCAGCUGGACUCUAAUUCAUUGGUUUAUGAGGCAAGCUUGAUCCAGGGUUUCUUGUACCUUGACAAUGAGGGUUCUCCAAUUUGUUGGACAGUAAUGAACCCUGAACCUCCUAGGCGCUUGAUAUGUGCUACUGCUCCGGAACCAAACUCGAAGCUGUCGAAACAGUAUGUUGAAAUGAGGUUGGAGAAUGAUGCAUCAACGUCUGAACAUAAGAAGGGGAAAAAAUGGCCCGAUAAGGCUGCAGAUAUCCAAGACAGUGUCAGACAUCCUUUGAAUCUAGUGCUUGCAAACAAAAAUGACAAGGACCAAGGUGAGCAAAGCAGUGAACCUUCAGAACAACUCAUGUCCAAAGAACCACACAAAAGGGACAUCAAAAGGCAAAAGAGAACAUGGUCUCGCACAUGCAAGUUUGAUGAUGAUGAUCUUCUGAUGACAGCUGUAAUAUAUAAGCUGACAGCACGUUACAGGAACUCUUUUCAUCGGAAGCUCAGAAAUAAAUUCGGUUUCAAGCGUCUUCCAAGAUAUCGCUGGGAGAAUGAAGAUAAAGGUGACAGGAAGAAGUUUCCUGGAGGAGCAAGGACGGUGCUGAACAAGUUACUUGAAAUGGGCAUUGUUGCUAGAGUGAACAUUCUUCAAUGUCGAGGUCCAGGAGGCAAAAAUGUGUUAAAGGAUGGGAACAUAACUACGAGUGGCAUUCGAUGCCGAUGCUGUGGCACCACAUUCACAAUGUCCAAGUUUAAGUGUCAUGCUGGUCUCAGGCAAGAAGUCCCAUCUCUGAAUCUUUUCUUGGGUACAGGCAAAUCAUACAGUCUUUGUCAGCUUCAAGCAUGGUCUAUAGAGCAGAAGGUGAGGAAAGAGCGUGCAAAAGAUACAAUGUCCCUUCAAGCAGAUCAAAACGAUGAUACCUGUGGAUCAUGUGGCGAUGGUGGUGAACUGAUAUGCUGUGACAAUUGUCCUGCUAGUUACCAUCAAGCCUGCUUGCCUUGUCAGGAUAUUCCAGAUGGCAACUGGUACUGCUCUAGCUGCCUUUGUGGCAUUUGUGGGGAAGUAAUCAAUUCAAAGGAGCUCAGAACUUCCCUUCCUGCUUUAGAAUGCUCACAGUGCGAACGGCAAUACCAUGUAAAAUGCGUAUCUGCUAAAGUUCCGUGCAAUGAGGAUGGACCUGGUACCUGGUUUUGUGGAAGAAAAUGCCAGCAGAUUUAUACGAUCUUUCGUUCUCGUGUUGGAGUGCCUGAUCACGUGGAUGAUGGUCUGUCUUGCACCAUUCUUCGUAACAAUGGUGAUAAAAAGGUUCGUACAGCAGAGGAGAUUGCUCUCAUGGCUGAAUGCAACAUGAAACUUAUGAUUGCCUUGAGUAUUAUGGAAGAAUGUUUCCUGCCUAUUCUAGAUCCCAGGACAGGGAUAGACAUUAUUCCCUCUAUAUUAUAUAACUGGAGGUCUGAUUUCAUACAUUUCAAUCACAAGGGGUUCUAUACUGUAGUUUUGGAAAAUGAUGACAGCAUGGUAUCUGUUGCCUCCAUAAGGUUGCAUGGUGCAAUUGUAGCAGAGAUGCCUCUAGUGGCAACCUUCACAGAGAAUCGUCAGCAGGGGAUGUGCAGGCUCCUCAUGGAUUACAUUGAAGAGAUGCUGAAAUCUCUGAAUGUGGAGAUGCUACUCCUAUCAGCAAUUCCGCACCUAGUGGAGACAUGGACAUCAACAUUUGGGUUCAGAGAGAUAGACGAUGAAGACAAGAAGAGGCUAAGUAAGGUGAGGCUGGCCGCAGUUCCGGGGACUGUCCUACUGAAGAAGAACCUGUGUGAAUGUUCAGACAUGGACACCGUGGGUUGCAUGCGCCGCCGGGGUCAGUCGUCGUCGCCGGUGACAACAGCAGCUUAUGAUCGUCGUCACUGGGCGCCGUCUCCUGUUGCUGUUGCUGAAGACGGAGCCGAGGCCGAGGCCGAGCAUCAGCACGGGCCGUCUGAGCUGUGA
Miscanthus lutarioriparius is the source of this 3996-nucleotide messenger RNA. The record is from the annotation of a GenBank genome assembly. Lineage: Eukaryota; Viridiplantae; Streptophyta; Magnoliopsida; Poales; Poaceae.